AUGUAUCUUCGCGACGCAUGUUUCGAAAUUAUGAAGCCUGAUAUGAAUAUGGGAUUACACAAGUUAAUAUUGCCCUGGUUGCAUAUAACAAAAUCUUGUUCGAUUUCAUCUAGAGACAGUGUUCGUGCAUUGCAUCCAGUUGAGACUAACGAUCAAACACUUAAUUCAAUCUUUCCUGGUAAAAUUGUUUAUUAUUCGACUGCAUUCAUCGGUCAAGUACGAUUUACAACUUCUCAUUAUGCUCGAAAUAAAGUUAGUGAUGAUUCAUCAAUCAUCUUCAAAACUGGUUCGAAAGAAAAUUUCGGUCGAAUUCGUCGCAUUUUUACUGUCAAUGGUGCUGAACCUAUGUUCUAUGUUGAUACGUUGCCAAGCAUGACCGCUUUCAAAUGUAAAACGACAUUUGACAUCUAUUCUUAUUCUUAUAUUCAAACUGGUUUAUUCGACGAUGAUACAAACACUAUAUUCAUCAGUGCAAAAGACAUCAUCGAGAGAUGUGUUUUUUAUGAACGUCCCAACAAAAUUUGCACUUUUUAUAGAUUUCCAAACUUAGAAGAAUGUUCUUGA
Molecule: messenger RNA, 564 nt
Organism: Rotaria sp. Silwood2
Lineage: Eukaryota; Metazoa; Rotifera; Eurotatoria; Philodinida; Philodinidae
Source: the annotation of a GenBank genome assembly